GUUGGUAUAGUCACGUGGUUUGCUUACUUUUAAAAUAAUGGCUCAUAAGGUGGAUAAAAUUGGUUUGGAGGUACCUUUGUGCAAUUGUGUAGCAAAAGAUAAAAUUUGGCGCGACCAUUGCAUCAAAGAAGCAUGUGCGUCUAAAGAGUGGUCACAAAACUGGGGCUUUCUGACUUUGACUGCUGAAGAGCUUUUAAAGGAUGAAAUGCAUGAUCUCAUUGAUUUCAAAAGGAAGAAAGUGGAAGUUCCAGAACAUUUGAGGAUCACUGAAGCUGUUCCUACAUCAGAUUUUAUAAAAGUCGAACCUUCGCCGACACCUGUACCACAAACAACAAGUAGGAUGAUAGGAUGGAGAUCAAGUUUGCCUCAAUACCAAUUAGACAGAUAUAAAAUCCCAAGACACCCUCAAGGUUCACUUUUGAAGCGAUUUGAUUGGCCUCUCGAAGCUUUGUGGUAACUAAACCACGGUGGUUGUUUUCAACACUUUUCCAAUUACUUUUCACAAGAAUUACACUUAUACAUCAUUAUCAGUCCCACUCAAGUUAAGAUGCGAUGGUACAUCGUGAGCUGAUUUUACUUCUGCAGUCAUUUGUGACAAAGAAUUCCUAAUAUUCCCAACUAAUUAUUAAGAUUUAAACAAUCGAAAUUUUCAACCAAGUAUUUUCUUCUGAUGUUCCUUUUAAUACCAUUUUUCAAGCAUCAGAUAGAAUCCCUGAAGGACUAUAUUUUGCUUCUUAUAUCGCGCUUUCAGGAAAG
Messenger RNA from Heterobilharzia americana, 756 nucleotides. NCBI's taxonomy places the organism in Eukaryota, Metazoa, Platyhelminthes, Trematoda, Strigeidida, Schistosomatidae. The record is from the annotation of a GenBank genome assembly.